Molecule: messenger RNA, 675 nt
Organism: Paramecium sonneborni
Lineage: Eukaryota; Ciliophora; Oligohymenophorea; Peniculida; Parameciidae
Source: the annotation of a GenBank genome assembly
CUUUAUAAAAUCAUAUGAAAAGCGAAUAAGCAUAAAGCACUAAGUGUGGCAACAAAAAAAAAAUCAAUACUCAACAGAACUGUAAUAACACAGCAAGAAUUGAAUCAAAUAAUAGAAGAACAUCUAUAUAAUUAAAGGACUUGAGCAGUGGAAAUAGAGACUCUAAAUUAUUGUAAAAAAAUUAAAUAGGCAAUCCAAAAGCAAUUCUUCAAAUUUCUACGAGUUCUAAGACAUUAAUCAGAUAAAAAAGUAUAUUAAAAGUACUAUUUAGGUGAUGAACAUAUAAAAAUAACACAAUCAGGAGUUUAAAGAAAAUCAGUCAAAGAAACAGAUGGUUAAUAGAAUCUCAAAGAGGGUGAUAUUUAUAAAACUAUUUCACCCAAGGUUGUGAUAAACAAUGAUAAAAUCAAUGUUUAUUUUGUAAAAUAAGUCAGUAAAUACCAUAUAAAUACUGAAAUAAAACCAUCAAAAGAGGAAACAAUAAGCACUGAAAAUACUUUAAUUAUAUAAGAAAUUUAAUAAUAAAGGGUCUAUUUAAAAACAUCAUAAUAACAAAUUACAGCACCUGGAAAUAAAUAAGUCUUCGCUAACAUACCAAAAAGUAUGUUAAGUAAUCAUAAAAGUCUCUUAAAUUAAUCAGCCAAAAAACUUUUAGAUAUUAAAACUCAAAAAUGA